UAAUUAAAUAUAGCCUACUUACUACAUGUAGAUCACAGUAGUCCUAAUCAAGUUAACCUUCGUACCCUUUAUUUAGUAGGUCAUGGGUAUCAAUCGAAGAUAAUCCAAGCAAUGAUUUAGUGCGCGACCACUUCUACGCAAUGGCGGCAGUGUUUUUGGGAUUACUGUCGGGUUUUUCGUCGACACUAAUAUGGCAAGAUCCGGUCAAUUAUUAUUGUGGAGACAAAUCCUUCUCGGAAACGCCAGUGAGUGUAACAAAAAGUUCAAAAUUUGUCAUUGACGUAUCGGCGGAGCCCCUCCAAAAUAUUUCUUUGCUACUUGAACCAAGCUCGUUUAUCAUUGACGUAACGGGGUGCCUUACACCAAAGGGCGUCUUACGACCGGCCGUUGGAAUCGAGAUUAGUAACCAGAAGCUUCCGAUACUGUACAGCGGAGCCGUACAGAACAUGGUGGUACUCCAAAUGAUCAAAAUUGAGCACUGCCAAGUCCAGGACAUACACCCAGGCGCCUUCAUGAUUCUACCAUACAUUAAUACCAUAUUUUUACGCAACAACUUACUGGUCUACAUAAAAACCGGCAUCUUCAACAAUCUGCGAGUCGCCCAAUUGUAUCUAAACAACAACAACAUCUCGUACAUUGAAAAUACGGCGCUCGACGAUAUGCCCAACUUGAGACUGCUAAACCUGGAUAACAACCAGCUGAAACACUGGAAUAACGACUGGUUUACCAACACAUACAACUUGGAGCACCUGUCGAUCGAUUCGAAUCAGCUAACAAAACUCCCGGCGAACGCGUUUAACAAACUCAAAAACGGCCGCUCCACAGUCAUUCGUUUAUCAAACAACCAAAUAAUGUACAUUCAUCCUCAGGCCUUUAGGAAGCUAAGUCUAUUGCACGCCCUCUGGUUGAACGACAACAAUCUCACCGACUUCGACGGAACGAUACUGUCGAGUUUUGAACGACUGUUCGUGCUGUCACUGUCUGGCAACAAGUUGAGCUGCUUGGACGUUUCCGCGCUCUAUGACCUGAAAUCGCCUCAAAUCGUCUUGCACGUUGAGAACAACGAGCCGAUGAGCUGCGAGUGCCUCAAAAAGCUUGAGAUAUGGGCGAAAAUUCGUAAACACUUUCUAACUCAACGGUACACUAAAAACGAAUGCGUUAAAAAAAAGAUGGAGGUGUAGUUUUUUUUAACUUAACCGUUAACGUAGUUUUUUGGCGAAAUCCGAACUGUCCCGUGUAGAAUCCGGUGAAGUGAAAUUACACCAAAUAAUUUUUUAAGCGCUAUUGCCAUUUAGUGAUAGAAACUUUUUUUUAUUUUCGUAGAAUUUUAGAAUUGAAGGAGUCGGAAGGCAUUCUUCUCGUGUUCAUUUGCUAAGAUAUCAAUACAAGCAUUUAA
Photinus pyralis (common eastern firefly) is the source of this 1396-nucleotide messenger RNA. Its product is annotated as leucine-rich repeat-containing protein 15-like. Gene Ontology annotation, molecular function: protein binding. The coding region runs from base 141 to 1181 and encodes 346 amino acids. The transcript has a single exon. Lineage: Eukaryota; Metazoa; Arthropoda; Insecta; Coleoptera; Lampyridae. The record is from RefSeq and is a predicted model, not a curated record. Gene Ontology annotation, cellular component: extracellular matrix.